Somion occarium is the source of this 738-nucleotide messenger RNA. The record is from the annotation of a GenBank genome assembly. NCBI's taxonomy places the organism in Eukaryota, Fungi, Basidiomycota, Agaricomycetes, Polyporales, Cerrenaceae.
UGACAGUCCACACAUGCACCAAGAGCGCAAGUUCCGACGAAAGAGAAUCUAACUGAGAAUACGAGAGGUGCACAUGGCCAUCCCGAACCACGUUCACCGCAUUGGGAGGUGGGCGUCUCGGGAUUUCCCGACGUCGAGACAGCAACUGCACAGUUCCUCAGCCACCGGCCCGUAGCCGCCCAGAUCGUUGAGCUCAGUAUCAGCGGUAAGUAGCAAGCUCAAGACCCGCAGGACCCCCCGACGUCGCGAUGGCCAAAUCCAAGAACCAUACCAACCACAACCAGAACAAGAAGGCUCACCGUAAUGGUAUCAAGACGCCUAAGAGCCACAGGACACGUUCGAUGAAGGGGGUUGAUCCUAAGUUCCGCCGUAACGCCAAAUACGCACUUGUCGGCUCACGAAAAGCUCGUGCGGAGCAGAAAGUCGGAGGGGGACAAUGAUCUGUUCCAACGAUCGUUACUUUCCUAUCGUCUCUCGUGGCAGAAACGCAGGCUCGGGGGUUAGAUUGGGCUUCGUUCUCUGGCCAUUCCAUUCGACACGUCUCGCAUUAUGUAUUCAAUUCCGCCACCAUGCCCUAUGCCCUCUGCAAUACGCUUAGGAGUUCGCUGUCGUCUCGUUCAGUGCAAAAUGAAAACACCAAAACACUGAUAUUGCGUGUGGACCGGAAUGUAUUGAUAAAAAUACACAUGUUGCAAGGAAUCGGAAGAAUACACUGCUCGGCGCUACUUCUGACUAGAG